GUGAUUGAUAAUAGAAAAUUGAUCAGCUGUGACUUAUUACUGAACUGUUGAAACUCUAAUGCUCCCACUAAUUUGUUUGAUUAAUCAGAUUAUCUAGACCCAAAUGAUGCAGAUUAAGCCUGGGGUUUUCUGGCCCCUGGAGGUCUGGGGCCCCUGGGCACUUGCUUGCUCUGCCUGACCUGGACACAGGAUCCCUGCAGGUCUUGCAAGUUUGUCUAUGUCGUCUAAACACACUGGAGAUGAUGUGUUUAAGAAACUACAGUAUCGUCCUCCUGCUGCAUGUUUAUCUGGUUGAUCAUGUUGCAUGUUUAUCUUUCAGUAAUAUUUCGUUUCAUUGAGUCACAGCUCAGAGGAGAAGGUUGGGGGAGUUCAGCUGCUUGUUGCUUCUCAGAGAGUUGAUACAGAUCAGGAUAUUUCCCUUGAACGUCUCCUGUCACCACAGUGGUCUGAGCUUCAUCCCAGAUAUUCAACAACACUGAUGAAGCAGGAAGCAGUCAGUUUGUUUCAACAGCAAUCACUGACUAAACAUGUGCAGAAGAAGAAAAGCUCCAGUGUUUGGACCUCGAACGACCCAGAAACAGACAAUGAGCUUCAGUUUGAAGAGAAACAAAGAGCAGAGGAGGUCAGCAGCCAACAGACAUAUACAACAACACAGUGUUCACAGCUCCACCACAGCGGCUGUUUGUUUUUCAUCAUCAGGCCACUCAGCUCACUCACAUGAAACAUUCAUUUAAAUCAGCCUCUCAGUCAGCCUUCUCUGAACCAACAUCAUCAUCAUCCUCUCAGACAGAGAGGAAAAGGAAAACUGAAGGCAUGAUUUCUGGCUUCCCCCGGAUCUCCAUCCUAAAGGGACAUUGGAGCAUCUGAACAGGUUCACUCCCAGACUGCAGGGGUCACUGUUCACUGAUCCUCUUUUUGAUGAAUGGCUUAUGUUGCUGUUGCCAGUGCACUGGACCCACAGUGGCGAUUUAAAAACCAGCUCUUCUUACCUACCCUUAACAUGAACCUUCAGUGACACAAUGCACCAGGUCUGGAGGAGGAACAUGCCUUUAAGUCCUAGUUCCUACACAACGUCCAUGAGAGUGUGUGAUAUGUCACGUGCACUGCAGAACGAGUCACCACCAUUCAGGAGAGACGUGUGUGCCCGGCUUCAAGUCCCAAAGGCGGAACCAGAGUCCUGAGGAUCCAAGCAUCAAACCAAAGCAGCUUCCCCUGCAGCACACGUUUGGUUUCUGCAUUGCAACAGUCGUAACAAGCUCCUGAGUUUGAGAAACCUUUCAAGAACCAGGUGGAUGCAGGUGAAACAGAAAGUGGACAUCCUGUCUGCUUCAGUUAUUGAGAGGAGGAUUGAUCAGACUGACGUGAACCUCAUCAUGGACCUGAACAGAAUCGAGGGGCUGAAUGAAAUCCGUCUGUCUGUUUACAGAGCCGCCAUGAAGCUUCUGUCUCUGCAGAAACUCUGUCAUAUGCACGUUGUGUCCGUUCGACACAUUACGGCGGCCGUCAGUUCGGUGGGCGGGACUCAGCGGCAGGAUGUGGGGCUGAACAGGGAGGAAGUGACCUUGACUCUUAACAGGAUGUUUCAUGGCGUGUCCCAGGAAGUGCCAGGUCAUGUGACCAUGCAGGCUCCAGAGGAGAUGUGCAGUGUGAUGUUCAGACUGUAUGACAGGACUCAGGUGGGUUCUGUACCUGCUGCAUCUCUUCAGACGGCUCUGAUCGCUCUGUCCUCUGACAAUCUGCUGGAAAAAUACACAGCUCUGAUGAGGGUUUCAGACAACAGCUCAGGAUCCGUCAGCAGGUCUGGACUCAGGGCUUUACUGCAGGACCUCAGCCAGGUUCCAGCGGCGGUGCAGGAGGAAGUAAUUUUUGGCGGAGUGGAGGCGGCGGUGAGGUCGUGUUUUAACGGGGUGUUGACCUCUACGGCGAGUGAAGAACAUGUUUUGUCAUGGCUGCAGACUGAGCCACGUCUGUUGCUAUGGUUACCAACUCUGUACCGGCUGUCAAUCAGUCAGAACGUUAGUCACACAGUCCGCUGCCACACCUGCAAGACCUUCCCCAUCACUGGCCUCCGGUAUCGCUGUAUGAAGUGUGUGAAAGUCCACGUGUGUCAGAGCUGCUUCCUGACAGAAAGACACACGAGGAAACACAAAACCCACCAUCCAGUUCUUGAGUUCUGCAUACAGCCCACCUGGAGGGAGUCUCUUUGCUCACUAGUGCACAGCGCUCGUCACACCCUGUUGCCACGGCGAUACACUCAGAGAGAGGCUGACAGGAGGAGGGUCCUGAUAUGGGCGGAGCCAGGGGAGACGCGGGACAGUGCUCCGCCCCCUUCUGAUGUCUCUACACAAUUGGCUGACUCAGCUGUCUGUCACAGUCCAUCCUCCAACAGAGAUGCUUCCCAUGAUGCCUCAGUGCGACCUCCUCCCAGCUCAUUGUCCUUGUCUAAAGUUGUGCAGACUGAUGAGGAGAUGCUGACUCAGCAGUUGAAUGCAUCGGCUGUGCUGACUGAGGUCAGGAACCUGCACCGAGACAAAUGGCUGCUCGAGCAGGAGAUGCAGGCGUUGCGGCUCACCGUACAAUCAGAGCAGGGCAUCCUGGAGGACAGGUGCUCGGAGAUUGAGGUUACCAUGGAAACACUGAGACAACACAACCUGCGUCUGCAGGGCAUGCUCACACGGGCUCAACGACACGCCAACAGCACGCCACACAGUGUUGACAUGGAGAGAGGUGAUGUCACACCAACUUCUGACACACAGAGAAACACUGAGGAAGAGGAAGAGGAAGUGUUGAUGAAGGACGAGUCGAGUGAGGACGAACAACAAUCUCCAUCUCCCACAAUCCACCAGGGCACUCCUCUGUCACAUGAUGUCUGCUGUGAGGAGGAAGGGUUUGCAGGUGACAUGUGUCUCUGCCGGCCAAUAGGACAAGAGGAUAGACCAGAGGAGGCGGGGCUACAGAACGUAGACACCUGUCUGUCUCAAGAAGAAGAAGAGGAGGAGGAAGAGGAGGAUUGUGGGAUGUGUAGUCUAGAGGAGCUGCUGCAGGAAAUUGUAGACGGACUGAAGACUGUCAUGGAGACAGACAGGUGGAGGGAGAGACAGACAGGUGAGAGGAAGAGGGUGGAGCUUCUGGAUGCUGCAGACCAGGUGGGAGACUGUGUACACUGCCUGGUGGAUGCUGUGAGAACAAACGCACACUGACCAGCCCCUGCAGGUCCAGUGGACGCCUCUUCUUCCUGGAACGUUUUGGGGCGGAGCCUGGUGCUAGUGUGCAGGAGGGGGCGGGGCCUGAGGGGGAGCAGAGCAGGUAGACCAAAGAAGUGCGAGGCUGCACAGGUGUG
Seriola aureovittata is the source of this 3340-nucleotide messenger RNA. RefSeq names its product dystrotelin (gene dytn). Gene Ontology annotation, cellular component: plasma membrane. Gene Ontology annotation, molecular function: zinc ion binding. NCBI's taxonomy places the organism in Eukaryota, Metazoa, Chordata, Actinopteri, Carangiformes, Carangidae. Bases 1293 to 3200 code for a protein of 635 amino acids. The transcript is spliced from 20 exons. Gene Ontology annotation, biological process: synaptic signaling. The record is from RefSeq and is a predicted model, not a curated record.